UCGUCCUCCUUGUGAAUCUGGUCCUCCCAUCGGCCGUGGUCUGGAAGUUUGGUGAAGGAAGAGAAGCAAAAAGUUUUGGAGCGCGACGAUCUUUUGUUAUUAAAGAGUAAAAUUAAAACGCAACAUCUGCGUUGAAAGUUUGAGACCGAGGAUUUCAUCUUCGGCCAAUAAGUUACGGAUCUAUGGAGGCGCUACAGUAAGCAACCAGUUGAGAUCCGCGGUCAGAUUGUGUGAAAUGCCUGCGGCGGAAGUGUCCUCGGACUGCAGCGCCGAUGUUCUGGUCAGUGUGGCCGAGUCGCUGCAUGUUUAUCCGGGACUGCUGGCAGCGGCCGCAGCGUGUGGAGGACUGUCUGGUCUACUGGCUGCAGCGCUCCUCUAUGUCUUCUGCCUGAAGCCUCUGUUGUUGACCAGACAACAGGUUUACAACGCAAGGAGGCUGCUGGAGCCUGAUGUGGGAAAUGUUGAAAACGACCAAAGCGACUGUGUCAGCAGCACCUCCAGGAAGGAGGGCCCCGGUGGCUCCGCCAACGACAAGGAAAAGAAGCGGCCUCCUAUGAACAGUGAUGUGGCUGCAUUUGCAUCCAGAGCCAAGGUGGUUUACCCAAUCAACCAGAAAUACAGACCUUUAGCAGACGGCGCUUCAAACCCAUCCCUUCAUGAGCACUCGAAGCUGCCACCGAUGCCCAAUGAGGAGUCGUCCUCCUCCUCCUCUGACAGAGGGUCUCUGAGCCACGAGCAGGACAACAAUGACAGCAGUCAGUUUAUCUCCAACAUGGAACUUCCUAAGAGUCUGCAGAACCAGAGUUUCACCAGAGUCUCCCACUACCCCCACGCACUGGCACAAACGGGCUUCGAAGGCAGGAUCAGCCUUUACUGUUUGGCCUUGCAGGAAAUACAACAGCACAGCUCUCAGCUUGGGGAAGAAAAGUAUCUGAUUUUUCUGCAGAUGCUCAAAAUUAUAUUUGGCUCUCGGUUUCCAAGAGAUAAAAACGACGCAGAGUUCGCCCAGAAUAUACUCCUGACGCAAGAAAAGAAACUGAAUGAGUUGAGGAAGCCGACGGCAACCACCAAAGAGGCGGUCCGUGACGCUCCCUGCUCGCUGGAAGAGAUUGAGAGAGCUCAGAAAGAUCUUCUAGAACGCUGCCUUCAAACGUCCAAGUGUUUCAGCUCACAAUUGGAGGAUUUGUCCCAGCUUCUGCUGAGGAGGAGAAACGGCUUCGCUGCCGAAGAAGCGCGUGAGGACAUCGUCUCUGUCGUUCAGACUCUUUUGUCAGCGGAGGAGCACCUGAUUAUGUUACAGGAAGCUGAUCUGAAGAGAACUUUGGAGAGGUUGCUGUGGUGGGAGGAGCUGUCGGGGCUCGCUCAGUCCCAGCCUGCCUUGCUGCGGCGGGAAACCACCCUGAGACUGGGAUUGAUUGCCACCAGGCUGCAGCAGCUGGCGGGAGCCGAAAAUCCGAAGCUUGACCCCAUGGGAAAGAUAGUUGCUGCGAUUGAGGCCGCUCUGACUGAAGGGCUUCAGCGGAGCACUGAGGAAUUCGCAAAGAAGACAAAGGAGCUGGUGACCGAAAAGUGCCGCAAAAAGGAGUCCAAGAAGAAGAAGCUCCAGAGGAGUCAGAUGAGUGAGAGGAGUCGAGCUCUGGAGCCGGGACAGGCUCGCAGUGACCUGCAGGAGCAAACCUCUGUCUACCUCGAGCUGCUGAUGAGACACAGGAAGGAGAGCUGUGAUCUGGAGCUGCAGCAGGAUAGUAAAAUUGCAGAGGGCCUCUGCGAUCUUUGGAAGAAACUUCGGGUCUGUUGGUCAAGUAAGCUGGCUGAGAUAGCCAGGGACACCUUUCUCGCCUCUGCACCCGCUCAGAUGAACCUCACCGCUGAACACUGUGAGAAUCUCUGGCUGGAUGUGCAGCAGGAGCUGGCUGAUCAGCUGCAGCAGGCAGAGAGCACCACCAGGCAGCAGCUGGAGGACAUUAGGACGGAGCUGGAGAAGGAUCAGCAGGUGUGGAUCGAACGGAUGGCUCUGGGGCAGGCCUGUCUCAAACAUCUGGGGGAACAGCACAUGAAAAUCAUCCGAGCCAUGGUGGCCAGACAGAGCUACACCCUCAGCAGUGACACAGGGAAGCUGAUAGAGAAGAAACACGAGCAUCUCUUGAUGCUGGUGCAGAGGUCCUUUGUGGUCAGGCACUUCAGUCUGCAUAUGCUGAAGGAGAUGAGGCUGUCCAAACUGAAGGUGCUCUCUCAGACUGAUUUCAGAGCUCUGCUGGUGGAAGAUCCCUGUAAAACACAACCCUGUGUUGAUUCAACUCUCAAGAACAGCAGGGCCAGCCUUGCAGAGAGGCACCUGGGUCCAGAAAGCCAGCUACUGGGGAACAACCUCCAGCAGGAGUUCCUGUCUGAGCUGGAAACAGCCACAGAGCUUCUUCAGAGCCAUGCACAGCUGGUGCUAGGCAACGCCCUCAGCCACGCGAUCCAUCGCAGGAUGGAGGCUGUGCCCACACAGUCACAGACUUCCCCUAGACAUGACUUGAGCCUAAAACAAAACCUAAAUGAGGCUGCAGCCGAGAGCGUCUAUUUGACAAAAGAUUCUCUCAGCGCGUUGGUUCAAACCUAUUAUUCCAACCUACGGGACAUUUCCAGCAAUCUGCAGCCUGAUCAGUUGAACUUAAACCAGGAGGUUAAUAAGAGGCAAGAUGGCUGCAGCCAGCUGAACGGAGCUUUGCAGAGAGAACUGGUUAACUGGGGCAAGAGACCCGCCUCUGCUGAGUUUCAACAAAGGGUUGUAUUAAAUAAAAAAAAGCUCCUAGAGCAAAGCGAUCUGGAUCAGGAGAUGACGUUCGAGGAGCUGAGGAAGAAAAAAGUAGCCCUGGACCAAACCAUGGAGAGGAUUAAGACACGGUUAAUGGAGGCAGAAGAAAGCUUCAUAACUGAGCUGGCGGCUAUGGCCCGCGUCUCUGUUCACAGUGCAGACCAGAAGUCCAGCAGCGAAGAGGACAACGCUGGUGACCAGGGUGCCGCGAUACUGGACCUUCUGGCCCUGAACCCAGCCUUAGAUCCAGCCUUGAAUCCAUCUCUGACUCCACUGUUUGCAACCCCUGCUGUGAAAGCCAAAGCAAAGAAGAAAGUAGAGAGCGAGAGAGUCUCGACUGAAAUCUCCACAUGAUAAUCGUAGCGUUUAUGUUUCGUUAUUAUGUGAAACUGGACUGAAUGGCUUUUGUAUGAAUUAGGUUAAUAGAAGUUUAUCCUUUUGUUAUGCACUUUUUUUCUACCAAGAUACAAUAAAAGUUAAAAAAAGAAGGAAGCACA
Molecule: messenger RNA, 3297 nt
Organism: Fundulus heteroclitus (mummichog)
Lineage: Eukaryota; Metazoa; Chordata; Actinopteri; Cyprinodontiformes; Fundulidae
Gene: evc
Product: ellis-van Creveld syndrome protein
Exons: 20
Coding region: 236-3154 (972 amino acids)
Biological process (GO): smoothened signaling pathway
Source: RefSeq, a predicted model, not a curated record